AUGGCAACCUCCCAAAUCUACCCAGUCUACAAAGUAAAGUUCAGACUAUCCAUCCAAGACCCAGACAUGUACCAGUCGCGGUACCACACCAUCCUCUUCAUCCAAUCGAACGAACAAGGCCCACGCACCGGCAUAAAGCACCACGUCACCGGCGACAUCGUCACAGGAAUGCAUUACGAGGCUGUGUCAGUAGACGAUCCCGAGAAUGAUGAGAACUUUUAUUCAAAGGAGCUCAUUGGCCAUACGCGCGCGCUGAAUUAUCCCAAGAACUGGAAUGAUAUUCUCAAGUCUAUUCCUGCUCCGCCGAAGCAAAAGGCUUUCAACAAGGUGACUAUGAGGACAGAGCCGGUAAAGACUUGGGAUCCUUUGACUUUUUAUGAGGCUGGAGAACCGCGUCGGCCGUUGAUUAAAUGUACCGAGUGGAUUGAGGACCAGGCGAUUCCUAUCUUAAUUAAUGCGGGGCUUAUUCAGUGGAGGCAUGAGCGGAUUGCUGGUGCGGAUGAUUGA
This is a messenger RNA of Penicillium soppii, 507 nucleotides long. RefSeq lists its product as uncharacterized. The transcript has a single exon. The coding region runs from base 1 to 507 and encodes 168 amino acids. Lineage: Eukaryota; Fungi; Ascomycota; Eurotiomycetes; Eurotiales; Aspergillaceae. The record is from RefSeq and is a predicted model, not a curated record.